AUGGCCGAGGUUGUUCCUACGGCAUGCGACGACUGGUCGUUAAAUAAGGACAAGGAAACAAAUAAACUAUUCUGGUGGCAGGGUACAUAUGGUAUUAGUAUUUGGGAUGAGAACUUGAAAGUAGAUGUACCACACGAAGAAGCAACGGAUUUUCAUGUUUGGCAGGCAUUUAUUCGUUUUCAGAUUCAAUCUGUGUAUAAAAUUUGUUCUGUUUGCCAUCAUCCAGAAGGAAAUGAAGAUCUAAUGGUGUGUUGCUAUUGUGGACAGACUGUACAUUUGGGGUGUUCAAAGGAGGCCACGGAAUCUCAAAUGGCUUGGAAACCGGCCAAUAGCGGUUUUGAAGAUUUUCUUCGGGCUUGUUUUCUCUGUGAAGAUGAGUCUAUUCCAGAGAGAACACCUCCUAAGAGAGUGCGUUGUAAUGCACGACGUGGGGUUAUACGAGCAUUAUCCAUUAAGGAAGAAUAUCCAGAAUACAUUCUCUCUGAAAUAGAAUCUAUUGCCAAACAUUCACAAGAACCUCAUUCAGAGGAAGAGGAUGAAUUACUAAUGGCAUCCUUACGACGUGUUGUCACAAAAUUUUUUCAAUCUCCCGCAUCAUGUGAGUUCCUGACAACAGAAACUCGACCAGAAAAGGGAGGAGGUAUUGGUGUCGUGGCUGCGGAGGAUAUUCCCGCCUACACUGUCCUUGGAGUCUACCCAGGGUAUUUAGAUGUGUUGAGUGGUGAACAAUCCAAUCAAGGUCGACCUGUUCCUAAAUAUGCUCUAAUGACUCUUAACUGCGCAGAUUAUUUUAACGUAGUAUUUGAGGAAUUACAGGGUACGUUUACACCGUUUAUUAAUGAACCUGCAGAGACAGAAGAAAGUAACUGUGGUUGGAUACAAGAAACGAAGUAUCAUGAUGGACGACUUAGCGUUAUGACUAUACGUGACAUUAAAAAAGGGGAAGAACUUCUUAUCGGCUAUGGUCCGCUGUAUCCUCGUUCGUACCCAUAUAAAUAUGAUGCUUUAACUUUUCACAAGGUUGAUACUGAUCACGAAUCUACUUGUUUUGCAUUAUGGCGUUUGUUAUCAAUAAAUGAAAAUGAUGCAAAAUUAAUGUGUUACGUUGGCUACAAUUCAUCCAGUGAUUCUUACUAUUUAUGGGAACAGGUAGAAGGGAACUGA
This is a messenger RNA of Trypanosoma theileri, 1164 nucleotides long. RefSeq lists its product as uncharacterized. Bases 1 to 1164 code for a protein of 387 amino acids. The record is from RefSeq and is a predicted model, not a curated record. Lineage: Eukaryota; Euglenozoa; Kinetoplastea; Trypanosomatida; Trypanosomatidae. The transcript has a single exon. Gene Ontology annotation, molecular function: protein binding.